AUGAAUAAUAAAUCUAAAAUAUCAUUAUAUCUUUUUGUUUUAUUUAUUUUUUUGAUAUUAAAUGUAUAUGGUGAGACAUAUGAUGUCGAAUAUACUGAAGAUUAUAAAUAUGUUGAAAAUAUAGACGAGAUGGAAGGGUUGGAUGAAAUUGAAUAUACAGAGUAUAUCGAUGAGAUUGAAGAGCUACAUAGUCAACCACCUACAAAGAAACCAAAGGAACCUCCAUCACCCUGCAAUCCUAAAUGUGAUAAAAAACAUGUUUGUAAAGAUUAUGUUUGUCAAUUGAAAUGUCAAUUUGUACUAUGUAAACCAAAUUAUUUCUGUGCCUACGAUACAGUUGGAUUUGGAUAUUGUUUACCAAACUCAAAGAAAUCAUAA
Molecule: messenger RNA, 378 nt
Organism: Heterostelium album PN500
Lineage: Eukaryota; Evosea; Eumycetozoa; Acytosteliales; Acytosteliaceae
Exons: 2
Coding region: 1-378 (125 amino acids)
Source: RefSeq, a predicted model, not a curated record